AUGACACUGCAGGCGCCGCAGGGGAACCCUAAGCAUGCACUCAAGGUUGAUUGGGAAAUGGGGGAGCUCGACAGACACCCGUGUUUGUUGCCUAAGGCUAGUCAUACCGAGACGUUAAUCGUGUAUCCACCUGCAUUGGCGAAUACCGUGGGGGUGGAUAUCCAAAUAGAUGGCAGGCAUAUUGCGUCGGCAGUAUUGGUCAUGGUGCCAACGUCAAGAGGCCGCAUUUCGCUGAUAUCAGCGGACCCGAGUGUUGCGCUGAUGAUCAAUCCAGACUUCUAUGCGACGGAAGUAGAUCGCACAAUUCUGCAUGCCGGAGUACGCCAGGUGUUGCAACUAAUCAAGAAGACUCCUGAAGGGAAGGAUAUGGUCCAGAGCGAGGCGACAGGGCCAAAAAUUUAA
Molecule: messenger RNA, 402 nt
Organism: Aspergillus pseudoviridinutans
Lineage: Eukaryota; Fungi; Ascomycota; Eurotiomycetes; Eurotiales; Aspergillaceae
Exons: 1
Coding region: 1-402 (133 amino acids)
Molecular function (GO): oxidoreductase activity, acting on CH-OH group of donors
Source: RefSeq, a predicted model, not a curated record